Nematocida major is the source of this 843-nucleotide messenger RNA. RefSeq lists its product as uncharacterized. NCBI's taxonomy places the organism in Eukaryota, Fungi, Microsporidia. Gene Ontology annotation, molecular function: nucleic acid binding. The transcript has a single exon. Bases 1 to 843 code for a protein of 280 amino acids. The record is from RefSeq and is a predicted model, not a curated record.
AUGGCAAAAAACACUAUAGAAAAAGAUGUGCCAAGUUCUUCGCUUGCGAGCAGGCAGCCAUUUAGGGAAAAGUGUCGGGUCGGCCUUCUCCCGUGCACACUUUGUUUUUGCUGCGGAAGAGGGCAGCUGUCGGUUGGCAAUGAGGCUGUUUCGGAUGUCAAAUCAGUGUUUAUGGGCUUUAAAUAUAUAGAAGGUGUUCAGCACAUGGUAGUAAAUGAGCAGACAUUAAAGAGCGCAUACAUCUACAAAGAGGAGGCGCUAAGCACCGAGUACUGCACGUGCGACCUGCCGAAGAGCGUGCUGGCUCCGAUCGGAACACUCUUUAGCCUGGAAAACUCGUUUUCCCAGCCAAAGAAGAUAGUGCCCAUGCCUGUGCUGCAUUUGGCCCCGAAGUUCCCGGUGUAUUCGCCGUACGCAAUUUCUGUAGAUAGCAUAAUAAGCGGGGAGGACGCCCGGACCACAUGCAUGAUAAAGAAUAUACCCAACAAGCUGAACAUACGGCAGCUUAUAGAGCUUCUCACCUCAAUAUGCUACAACUCCUUUGACUUCGUGUACCUGCGAAUGGACUUCAAAAGCAACUGCAAUAAUGGGUACGCCUUUAUUAACUUUAGGAAGCCAAAGUACAUCCCGAUCUUCCUAGACGCCAUACAAGGAAAAAGGUGGAAAAACUUCAAAAGCGAAAAAAGAGGAGACAUCGCAUAUGCCAGAAUACAGGGCCUCCACAUGCUGCAGAGUAGGUUCCGGAGAAGCGACAUUUUGGCGGCCGGGAAGGAGUUUUGGCCUGUUAUAUUCAAUAAGAAGGGGGACGAAAUACUCGCGUCCGAGUGGAGGCUGCACAGCUGA